Linderina pennispora is the source of this 656-nucleotide messenger RNA. RefSeq lists its product as uncharacterized. NCBI's taxonomy places the organism in Eukaryota, Fungi, Kickxellomycota, Kickxellomycetes, Kickxellales, Kickxellaceae. The record is from RefSeq and is a predicted model, not a curated record. The coding region runs from base 18 to 218 and encodes 66 amino acids. The transcript has a single exon.
GCGUUUCGGCCUUGUCUAUGGUGGCGCGGGGGACUCUGGACCCCGAAUGUCAACAAUACUGGUUGCAAACUUCAAAAUGGGCCCACUACCUGAAGAUUCCACCACGCUAUGUCUUCCUCUCACAGAUAAUCAGCACGGUUCUUAUGUCCGUUUGUGCAGUGCGGUGUCGGAAUCUGGAUGAUGCAGACAAUCGACGGUUUUCUGUUCAACCAAUCUGACGUGGUCCUGCAUCCCAAUCAACUCGCUUUAUGCGUCGUCGGUGAUCUGGGGUCUGGUUGGUCCUCACCGCCUCUUCAAUAGUGGAAGCAACUACUCGUAUAUCCCGCACAUGUUCAUUGUCGGCAUCUGUGUGCCAUUUCUGGUGUGGUACUUGCAAAGACGAUAUUCAAACAGCUUUCUGGCACAACAUCCAUCUGCCUGUGGCGCUGUCCUCCUUGGCUAUCUUACCUGGUGCUCCUUCUACAGUGGUGGUUAACUGGUUUCUCGGCUGCCUUAUAUUCUAGUACGUGGUGCACCGGUACUGGUACGGGUACUACAGGAGAUAUGCGUUCACUCUGGUGGCAGCUUUUGACUCGAGUGUCGCAAUCGCUGGUGUGCUGAUUUUCUUUAUAUUCACCUAUUCAGACGUCAGGAUGCCGUCAUACUGGGGCACAAGC